Cervus elaphus (red deer) is the source of this 275-nucleotide messenger RNA. RefSeq names its product cytochrome c oxidase subunit 7C, mitochondrial-like. Bases 1 to 273 code for a protein of 90 amino acids. Gene Ontology annotation, biological process: mitochondrial electron transport, cytochrome c to oxygen. The transcript is spliced from 2 exons. The record is from RefSeq and is a predicted model, not a curated record. Lineage: Eukaryota; Metazoa; Chordata; Mammalia; Artiodactyla; Cervidae.
AUGUUGGGCACGGGACUUGACGUUGAGUGGGAGGAGAGUGCCCUUGUCGCCGAGAAGGGAAGGAGAGCUUCCAGCAGCGCUGUGCUGGGACAGAGCAUCCAGAGGUCCACAUCCUCUGUGGUCCGUAGGAGCUGCUAUGAGGAGGGUCCAGGGAAGAAUAUACCACUUUCAGUGGAAAGCAAGUGGAGGUUACUAGCUAUGAUGGCUUGGUUCUUUGGGUUUGGAUUUGCUAUACCUUUCUUAAUAGUAAGACAUCAACUGCUUAAAAAAUAAUC